Cucurbitaria berberidis CBS 394.84 is the source of this 1866-nucleotide messenger RNA. RefSeq lists its product as uncharacterized. The transcript has 2 exons. NCBI's taxonomy places the organism in Eukaryota, Fungi, Ascomycota, Dothideomycetes, Pleosporales, Cucurbitariaceae. Bases 1 to 1866 code for a protein of 621 amino acids. The record is from RefSeq and is a predicted model, not a curated record.
AUGGCUACUCCUACCCGGCCGCAAGCCUCGCCCCGCAUCAGCACCCUGCGACGGAAGGGUAAUGAGCUCUUCGCCGUAGCCUCACACGCGUCGGCGAAUCCAUUUGAUCCGGACGAGUCCGAGUUCGAGUUCGUGGCGUCACUGUCGCCAACACGGAUACAGCACGGUGAUCCAUCCAAGUCCACUCGUGGUUCACCAGUUCGAGAAUUGCGUACUUCUCCGUUGAAGUCGCAGGCGACUGGCGGGGCCGUCAAGACUGAAGCGGAGUGUACCACAGAAGCCUCCAUAUCUGGUCUGAGAACGCCGAAUGGUAAGAGUUACAAGCUCCACAUGCCAAGUACACCGACAUCCUCUCCGCGACCUAGCACAUUAAAGCGGGUCGGCAACGAGCUCCUAGGGGAGAUACCGUACUCGUCGUCGAACCCUUUCGAGCCGGAUGACUUCGAGUUUGGCGAGCUGUCUCCGACACGAACGAUGCGUCGCGGGAACCUUAGUUCCCUUCGAAGUCCCCCAGUGGCAUCCGCUAGGACCUCUCCUUUGCGGUCGACGCUUCGAACAAGGAUGCCACGAUCAGCGUCGCUUCAGAAAGAUGACACGGUCGAGCCCUUUACACCCGUUGGUUCACCUCUCGAGGCCACCCAGCCUAGUACACCAACUCCAUCGCCGCGGAUUAGCACGUUGCGACGAGCUGGCGCGGAUUUUUUCGCCGAGGAAGGAUAUGCAUCUAAUCCUUGGGACCCGGAUUGUGAUGAGUUUAGCGACGGUAUUGAUGGAUUGUCAUCGAGCCCAACGAAGGCGAUUCGAGGCAAUCCAUUGAGGUCUCGUCGCGGGUCACCCAUUAAGUCUUCGCGCAAAUCUCCUUUGCGCCCUGUGUUCGACUCGCCGCCCAAGUCUGAACCGAACACGGCUUCGAUUUUAUCGCCAGGUAAAGGGGUAAACUGUCACGCCAAGAGCAUGUGGGAUGCAGAUGAUGAUGAGUUCGAUCGAUGGCCUGGCAAGGAGACAAUGAAUCGGGUCACGAAGCACUUCAUGGUUCAGCGCGACCAACUCAAGAACACGACGCACGUGACCCUCCCCCGGUCGACCACCUACAAGACCUCUGAGGAGAUUGACGAAAUACCCCCGAUCUGCGGUGCUAAUCUCACUCUGCAAGAACACGAUGACAUGAUGCACGAGCUUGCAGAUAUGAACUGCGGCAACCCAUACGGCUCCGAUGUCCACGAUGAGGUAAUGCGCCAAUUCUGGUCUCGCAGCCAUGCUUCGCUACCUACUUCGUUCCCUGCUCGGUACCCGCACUUACUGAACGUGAACGCAUACAAGGAGAGCAACGACUUAAUCAUCAAGAGUGCCUAUCCUCGGCUAUGCGAUGCGGUUGUAACGAUUUUGCAGCUCACGACUCCCAAGUGCCUCGUAGACUUCUUGGAUCCGAAUGUCAAGGUGUUCGAGUGGCGUCGUAAUGGCAAUUGUCUCAUGAUUCGCCGAGAAGGCAACGAGGUAAUCGUCGGGACAUACCACAAUUUCGGCACGCGAUACGUGUGGACGUACUUUGUCCGCUCGUCCAUAUCAUACACGGGCGAAUGGACAGAGGUCUACGCUGCUGCGACGCAGGGUAGCACGCCCGUCUCUGACACGGGCGUGCAAUUUGACAAGUUUGAGGCUGAACAGAACAGCCUUGGCAUCGACUCGACGGACGCAAAGUUCGCCCUGUACGUCGGGCGUGGACUGGCGUGGUUCCUGCUGAAGUGGGAGGUUUGGAACUACCGGUAUUGGCGCCAGUACAAGGUGGAGUGGGAGGUCGAUGGCGUUGUCACCAAUGCGCGGGAGUACGACCGCUACCAGUUGAUUGGCAGAGAGGAGGAUGAUUAG